This is a messenger RNA of Candoia aspera, 1918 nucleotides long. RefSeq names its product cilia and flagella associated protein 95 (gene CFAP95). Lineage: Eukaryota; Metazoa; Chordata; Lepidosauria; Squamata; Candoiidae. The coding region runs from base 633 to 1286 and encodes 217 amino acids. The transcript is spliced from 6 exons. Gene Ontology annotation, cellular component: plasma membrane. The record is from RefSeq and is a predicted model, not a curated record.
AAAAGAGAAUUCUAGUGCUUUUCAUUUUAAAAAUUAAGUUCUGCAAGAGACAUACAGUACUUUGAUUAUUUACAGAAGAAAGAGUUGAAUUCAACAUGACCAACAUGGGCAGUAAUGGGCAUGAUAUGGUAUAUGCUAUUUUUCACAAUUCCAGCUCAAUAAGGCUUCAUUGCAAGCUUGGUGGUUAUAUCUCACAUUUUGGAAAUUUUCAUAGGAUUACAUUGUGGGAAUUAUUUUUAUCUUGCCCCUUCACUUACAAUGAAUAGACCAAAAAGUAGUUCCAGCCUCUUGGUGGAAUGAUUUUGAGGUUUGUUAUCUUCCUCUAUAGCAUCAGUGGUCACCAUGGAGACUAAUAUGGCCAGCAGAGAAUGAAGGCUCUGAAAGCUGCUUGCCUGCUGCUCAUUUCUUUUGUUGACUGAGAGAAUAAGCUGGUGAAACCUUGGAGCUCUGAGAAGUAGUACAGAGGGAAUGUAGUGCUGGUCUCAGGAUUAAGCUGUUGUUAGUAAUUAUACACUAAUCUGGAGUGAGUGUGAAUAUUCUGCUGUGAACUAUCCUGCAGUAGGAGAAAUAAUACUCAGUAAUUUCAGUACAGUGGCCCUGUAAAAGCAGUGAAAAUCCAAAAUCAUCUGAAGAUGGAAUUAGGCCCUCCAGAUGUAAUGGAACGCAAAGGAGCGCUGACUUUGCGCUCCAAUUCAGCAUAUUAUGGGAGACCCACUCUUGUGUAUCGCUGGUUUUACAAGAGAGAGACUGAACCCAAGGAUUAUGAUAUACAUGAAAUUAAUUUGGGUUCUAAAAACUUAUGCCGGUCUACUUACUGGAGACUUGGAACCAUGGAUCAAAAAUGGAUAACAACGUAUCAAGAUCAUCUGUCUUCUCCCUGUACCAAAAAAGAAUAUAGGGAACUAGAGAUUUGGAAACCUAUGCUGGAUGAAGAUGGUUUUCACACAAUUGUUGUUGAUAGGGAGACAGGACUACCUGAAACAGGUUUUGGUGCUGUAUUGCCAUGUCACCCUCCAGAGAAGUUUAAAAUGUUUCUGGAUACAACAUACCGAAUAGACUAUGUUCCACCAUAUGACUUUGCACCAUAUGUUGUACCUGAUAUAGGUGGAUACUCUGUAGUACACAGAAAAUGUCAUUCGCAGUUUACUGAUACAGCAGAUUACAGAAGACAUGGGAUCAACACGUGGCAAGAUGAAAGUGGAGUAUAUGCUAAUGAAGAUCUAAAGCAGAAAGUAUUUCCUGUUACUAAUCCUAUACCAAUAAAUGUGGAAGAAGCUAAUUCUUAAGCAUUAGUAGUGACUCUACAAAAUUAAAGUGUAUUCAUAUAUAUUAAUUUUUGUUAACAGAAUUAAUCGUUUAAAUAGCACUGCAGCUUUUAUAAUAUUUAGUCUGAGCACCAAUCUGUAAGUUUGUACAGAGGAAUCUUAAAUUGGAACUGUAUUACUUUUCCCUGCUACUUGAUUUUAAAAAUACUCCAAAUACCAACAACUGAACACUUCUCUAUAACUGGUACCAAGGAUGAGAUAUGGGACUUUUCAGCGUAUGUCUCAGAGCAAUAGUUCUUUCCUAUUUUCUUUGCAAGGAUAUAAACAGUUUUAUUUUCAGCAUAAGUAUUUGCAGUCUUCUCUGACAGCUGCUCUGACAUUACAGUAAUUACACAGUUGAAAAAGUUGCAUCAAUUAUUUGCAAAAGUGAGCCUGGGAAUGCACAGGCUUACUUUUCAGGCUUGCAGUGCCUGAAAGAGCCUAAGUACUAAUCAGCUGACUCAGAAAUAAAAGCUUAAGCAAAGACUAUAUUACAACGGAUCUCAAGAAAGCAUUGUAAUUCCUUCUGAAAGAUUCCUUUUGAAGUUGAUCCAAAGUCUAUUAAUGAAACAUUUAAUUGUUUUAGCCUUCUUAAAUAAAUUAAUGUGAUGCUA